UCGGAGACGCUGUCCUUGGGCAUAUGUUGCAUGAACAGCAAGCUUACAGGAAAACCAAUGCAAGCAAUCCUGUCACGUCUCAGGAGCUGCGGAGAUUUUGAGUUGGUGGAGUUCGAGGAGGGGGAUAUCCUCCAGAAAUCUGUGGAGGAAUGGCAAGAUGUCAAGUGCUUGAUCGCCUUCGACUCCAAGGGCUUUCCUCUUCAAAAGUGCAUUGAGUACUGCAACCUCCGUCUCCCCACUUGCAUCAACAAUGUGGAAGCGCAGAUCAUCUUAGAGAGCAGGGUCGCAGUGUACAAUAUGCUGAAAGAUUGGUGUAUUCCUUGCCCAGACCACAUCAUCGUGGAACAUGACAAGGUGGCACCAAUGGGGCCGAACAUCCUGCAGGAAACAGACAACUUUAUUGUCUUUAAUGGCAAGAAAAUAGAGAAACCAUUUGUGGAGAAACCAGAAGAUGCGGACAGACACGAUAUUUAUAUUUAUUAUCCGCGAAACCUUGGGGGUGGUGCCAAAAAGCUCUUCCGAAAGGUGAAGGACAAGUCCAGUGAAUUCGACCCGAAGCAGAAUGCCAUCCGCAGAGACGGGACGUACAUUUACGAACCGUUCUUGACAACUUCCGGCACCGACAUAAAGGUGUAUACCUGUGGUGCCAGCUAUGUACAUGCAGAAGCCCGGAAAGCCCCGACCGUCGAUGGGAAAGUCAUCCGAUCAAAGGAUGGCAAAGAAGUGCGGUACCCCGUCGUCUUAUCCCACGGCGAAAAAAUGAUUGCAGCCUUCAUCGUGAAGGCUUUCCGCCAGAACGUCUGUGGUUUCGACAUUCUUAGAACCGCCAAUGGAUCCUUCGUCUGCGACGUAAAUGGAUGGUCCUUUGUGAAGGGCAACCAGAAAUACUACAACGACUGUGCGUCGUUGAUCAGACAGCACCUCUUGGUGGAGUGUGGCGUCAGAGGAAAGGAUGAGCCCGUGGAACUUCUGAAAGCUCCCAGCAACGAGGAACUGGACAAGGGCGUCGAAGUCUCGAACAGCUUUUGCUUCGAUUGCCACCACAUGCCAGAGUCGACGGACUGGCGCUUGCGUUCCGUGUUUGUUGUGAUGCGCCACGGUGAUCGGAGGCCGAAGGAGAAACAGAAGUUCAAGACUAGGCAGGCAGUUUUCUUGAAGUAUUUCAACAACCAGAGCGAUGCCACCGAGGUGAAGUUAAAAACUCCUGAGGAGUUGGAGAAGUUGAAAACUGCCUUGUUGCAGACAAUGAAAGAGAUCAUGUCUGAAAUUUCGGCCCUCAAAACGGACGUGAAGGACUCGAGACCCGGUUGCUGUGACGGAGCCUCGUUGUCAUGGCUCUACAAGUACUUUUUUCCAAAAGCGAAUGAGAAAGGAGGAGAAGAGGAGCCUCGGCUGAAUUUGAAAGAACUGGAGUCGGACUUCAACAACUUGGAGUUGAUGAUUCCUGUGCUGGCAAUGCAGGAGCGCUUCUCUGGGUUUGAGAGGAAGAUCCAAUUGAAGGCAACCAAGUGGAAGGGCAACAAGGUACGAGAAGUGCAGGUGGUGGUCAAGUGGGGUGGUGAACUGACUGUUGGCGGCUUGCAGCGCGCAGAAUCCUUGGGGCAGACUCUGCGAGAGCAGCUCUACUUCGAGGAUCCUGCAGGGCUUCUGCGGCUGCACUCCUCCUUUCGCCACGACUUCAAGAUAUACUCAUCGCAAGAGGGACGAUGUCUCAUCACGGCUGCAGCUUUUACCAAGGGCUUCUUAGAGCUUGAUGGUGACAUUAUCCCGAUCCUGGUGAGUCUGGUGCAUUCAGAAGGUUAUGGCCAGGCCGUCCUUGACGAACCGAUCCCAAAGAAGGUUCGGACGAGCGUGAAGGAACUGAUUGAAGACAUCCUGACAACAGACAAGGAUAUCUUGCAGCAGCUCACAGCCAGAGGGUCGCUCUCCAACAAUCCUGCGCUGCUGGGGUGCUUGCAGAAGAUUGGGAAUCCCCUAGCUCUACUGUACCGCAUCAAAGAGUUGGCAGAGGAGUACAUUCUCAGUAUCUCUGCGGCCAUGAAGAGAUGUGAGCAGUGCAAUUUUGAUCCCGACGAUGAAGCACACGAUGACGCUGUGCAUUUGUCAGACAUGAGUGGUUCUGUACCCGAUCCAAUGAUUCCUUUCGACCUGGAAGAGUCCUCCAAACGGAUGUAUCUCCACUUGCGUCGGAAAGAGAAUCGUUGGAAAAAAUUGUACAGUGGGUUUGUCCGAAAGGGCAAAAAAGACAAGAGCAUGUUUGACACCAGCAAGAUCCCGGAUAUCUGGGACAAUCUCUACUACGAUCUCAUCACCCACAGGAGUUAUUUGGGUGCUGAGUCGGUGAACAUUGCGGAGAAGAUGGUGUGCUUAGUGGAACCAUUGGCAGAAUGGGUGGCUGACUCUGAGUAUGGCAUCACAGAGGAAGAGAAGGUGAAGAUUGGGAUGGCCGUUUCUUGGCGACUCAUUGGCAAAUGCUUGCAGGAAUUGGAGCACUGCAACAUCCCGCCGACCCCGGAAGCCCCUGUCACUGACAAACCUGGCUUCGCGCGGCGGAUGCUCAGCAGGGUGAUCUCCAACUCAGGGUCCCGGGCAUCUGGCAUCCUGGAGGAGCCAGUGAGAAGUAUUUCUCCAACCACACCCAAGCAAGUGGAGUAUCGCGGGGAGAAUUCAGUGGGAGAUGCUGGAAAGGAGUGGCGAGAAAUGGCUGCCUCUUCGAUUGCCAGCUCCAAACCGAAUUCCCCGGCACCGGUGGACAUCGCACAGAUACCGGUGGACGAGGGGCUCCCAGUGAUCCCGGUGAAUUCGGAGAUAUCAGAGGCGGAAUUCGGUUCGAAGUCUCUGAAACGUCUGACACCAGAGAUGCGACGCAAUAUCACCCGCUCGCUCCGGGACGACUCGGAUUGGCAUCCUCAAGUGCAGCAGGAGGUCCAUAAGAUGGCCGGACUGGAACAGGACAUGGUGCGAUCAAGAAUUUUUGUGACCUCCGCUUCUACCAUGCACACUCUCAUGAGCGUCUUGAGAUUUGGUGAAGGGCGCCUGGCAGCGGAUGGCAACCGAGUGGUCGAUUUGAAUUACCUGUCCCACUUGGUCAUCCGAUGCUAUGAGCGGACGAAGCGGAGUGGAGGCUCAGACAAGGACAACUACCGCGUGGAGAUUCACUUCUCCCCGGGUGUCCAAUUUCUUGGUGACACCAGCGUCCCAGGGACCUACGUGGAAGAAAAUUGCACUGUUGCGCCGCUGGAACUGGUGGGUGAGCGAAAGCUCGCCGAAGUCGAAAAAUACCUCACCAACCUCAUCGCGUCGUUUACCGAUGGAGGUGAGGCCCACCAGGAAAACGGCACAGAUGAGUCGCAUUGACGUUGCACGGUCAACUCCGUUGCGACGACGAGUGGACGACUGCUGUGUCGUCACAAAUUUUCAAAGGUGGGCUAGCGGCUAAUUCUGAGUGUCGCUCUGCCAAGUGGUUUUCC
Molecule: messenger RNA, 3470 nt
Organism: Cladocopium goreaui
Lineage: Eukaryota; Dinophyceae; Suessiales; Symbiodiniaceae
Source: the annotation of a GenBank genome assembly